CGGCAGCCAUCCUCAUCGCCCAUCUGAAGCUGUCCCCCGCCGAGCUGCGCCAGGUCCUCAUGAACAUGACCACGGACCGGCUGGAGCCGGCCCACAUCAAGCAGCUGCUGCUCUACGCCCCCGACGAGGACGAGGUCAAGCAGUACGAGCAGUUCGACGAGGACCCGGCCAAGCUGAGCGAGCCGGACCAGUUCAUCUUCCAGAUGUUGAUGGUGCCGGAGUAUAAGAUGCGCCUGCGGAGCCUCCACUUCAAGACCACGCUGCAGGAGCGCACGGAGGAGAUGAAGGUGGCGUACGACUACAUCUACAAGGCUUCGGUGGAGCUGAGGAGCAGCAAGAAGCUGGCCAAGAUCCUGGAGUUUGUCCUUGCGAUGGGAAACUACCUGAACAACGGGCAGCCCAAGAGCAGCAGGACCACCAGCUUCAAGAUCAACUUCCUCACAGAGCUAAGCACCACCAAAACCGUGGACGGGAAAUCCACCUUCCUCCACAUCCUGGCCAAAUCUCUGUGCCAACACUUCCCCGAGCUGCUCAACUUCUCCAGGGACCUGACCACGGUGCCUCUGGCGGCGAAAGUGCACCAGAGGGUCGUGACCACGGAGCUGAGCGACCUCCACGCCACCAUCCAGGACAUCAGGACGGCCUGCCAGAAGAUCACGCCCACCCCUGAGGACCACUUCGCCUCCGUCAUGAGCAGCUUCCUGGAGAACAGCCACCCGGCCGUCCAGUCUCUGGAGUCGCUGCAGAGCCGCGCCAUGGACGAGUUCUCCAAGACGGCCUCCUUCUUUGGCGAGGACAGCAAGUCCACCAGCACCGAGUCCUUCUUCGGCAUCUUCGCCGACUUCAUAUCCAAGUUCGAGAGAGCCCUGAAUGAGACGCAGAGCCCGGAAAACCCCCGCAGCCCCAGACUGUCCUCCCCCCUGGCCUGGUAGGAGCAGGAGCGGCCGACCGGCCGACUCUCCGCGACCAAAGUGCCAAGAUCGGGACCCG
This is a messenger RNA of Salarias fasciatus (jewelled blenny), 990 nucleotides long. RefSeq names its product delphilin-like. NCBI's taxonomy places the organism in Eukaryota, Metazoa, Chordata, Actinopteri, Blenniiformes, Blenniidae. The transcript has 7 exons. The record is from RefSeq and is a predicted model, not a curated record. Bases 60 to 932 code for a protein of 290 amino acids.